Athalia rosae (coleseed sawfly) is the source of this 793-nucleotide messenger RNA. RefSeq names its product superoxide dismutase [Cu-Zn] (gene Sod1). The transcript is spliced from 4 exons. Gene Ontology annotation, biological process: removal of superoxide radicals. NCBI's taxonomy places the organism in Eukaryota, Metazoa, Arthropoda, Insecta, Hymenoptera, Athaliidae. The record is from RefSeq and is a predicted model, not a curated record. Bases 151 to 615 code for a protein of 154 amino acids. Gene Ontology annotation, molecular function: copper ion binding; superoxide dismutase activity.
AGCAGUGUAUUGCGUCGUCACGACCAUCGUGAUAAAAAAAUUUUGCGGUGAUUAGACAGAAAUAUCGAAAGAUCGCAUAACAGGGAGACUGCCAGACAAGCUUAUUACAUUCAUUAAUCAAUAACGGAAAGCAAAUCGUAAUAUCUAAAAAUGACUGUAAAGGCGGUUUGCGUUCUCAAUGGAGACGUCAAGGGUACCUUGUAUUUUGAACAGGCUGGAGAAUCCAGCCCUGUCAAGGUUACCGGUGAAGUGACAGGGCUACAGCCAGGACUUCACGGCUUCCACAUCCAUGAAUUUGGCGACAAUACUAAUGGCUGUACCAGCGCUGGUCCUCACUUCAAUCCAUUCAGCAAAGAGCAUGGAGGACCAGAUGCCUCAGUACGUCAUGUUGGGGACUUGGGUAAUGUUGAAGCUGGAAAGGAUGGUGUUGCCAAGGUCAACAUAACAGAUAAGCAGAUUCAGCUUCUUGGGCAACACAAUAUCAUUGGCAGAACACUUGUGGUACACGCAGAUCCUGACGAUUUGGGAUUGGGUGGUCACGAACUUUCCAAGACAACUGGGAAUGCUGGUGGUCGUCUAGCUUGUGGUGUUAUCGGUAUCACAAAAGCUCAAUGACUACUUACCAAGCUUUGAAAAUUUCGCAAGGAUUUAUUAUUGUUGUUGGUUCCUAUGAUUAGCAUCUUGGCUCCUAUAAAGGUGAUUUGUCAUUCCCGGUAAUAUUAAUAUGGUAAUGGAACUAUCUGUUACAUCGCUUAGCCCCGAGCAAGCAUUGAAAUAAAAUCUUCAGAAAAUA